AUGACUUCCGCUCAAAUCGAUACCACCAUCAUCAAGCCUCUUCUCAGAAGACUGCCUAGGCUAGUACAGAAGAGUCUUAUCACCACACCAAGAGAAGCUCAACCCAAGCUCUAUCUUUGCUUCCGGCUUAAGAAGAAGGCCUACAAGCAAAAGCAGCAAUUGAAAAGAAGCUGCAAUUCCACAAAGCACAAUCAACCCUCAAAUCAAUGCUACCAUCCAGAAGCCACAGAGAUGCUGUCACCACAAGGGACCCCUACAAUCAGGGAGAAGCUCUACAUUCGAAUUACAUUGGAGAGAAUGCUUAGACUUAGUCAAUUGAAGCAGCAAGAGGCUUCCCAAAGGAGGUCUACAAUGACUAACACAGGACUCACACGUCCCAGAUCAAUCAGCACUUGA
Messenger RNA from Candidozyma duobushaemuli, 396 nucleotides. RefSeq lists its product as uncharacterized. Lineage: Eukaryota; Fungi; Ascomycota; Pichiomycetes; Serinales; Metschnikowiaceae. The record is from RefSeq and is a predicted model, not a curated record. The coding region runs from base 1 to 396 and encodes 131 amino acids. The transcript has a single exon.